AUGUCACAUAUCGACGGUGCUGAGGUUGCUAAGCACAAUAAGAAGAACGAUUGCUGGAUUGUGCUGGACUCUCAUGUGUACGAUGUCACGAGCUUCCUGUCUAAACAUCCGGGCGGCGGGCCGAUCAUCUUGAAGAAUGCUGGGACUGACGCGACAGAAGAAUUCAAGAAAUACCAUCCGCUGAGUUACUUGAGGGACUACAUCUCACAAGAGGCUGUUCUGGGACCGGUCGAUCCAAAUACUCUCGGACAACUACGAGAACCCCAGAAAGAAGAAGCAAAGACGCCAUCAGAAACAAACACAUCACCUGGCAUCCCACAUGUAUCGCUGUGUGUUUCAACGCCAGACUUCGAGACGGCUGCAAAAGCCAUUCUACCGCACAAGUCUUACAUCUACGCAUCUGGAUCAGCCAACACCGGCGCAUCGCUCAAGCGUAACCUGGACGACUGGGGCCGCAUCACGUUCCGCCCCCGUGUGAUGCGCAACGUGGGCGAUGUCGACACGCGCCGCAAGAUAUUUGGACACAGCUCGCAAUACCCGUUCUACGUCUCGCCCAUGGGAACAAUUGGCGCUAUUCACUCAGACGCCGAACCGGCAAUGAUCCGGGGUGCGGUGCGGAAGGGUGCGCACAUGGUCGUCAGCACCGCGAGUUCAAAGUCUAGCGAGCAGAUCAUGCAGAGUUAUGUAGAUGAGCAAGCCAGACUGAAGAACGGGAGUGCGACGCAGCUGUUUUACCAAUACUACAUGCCUGUCGACCGAAAGAAGGCGAUUGAGCUGAUGCACAUGGUCAAGAAGGGCGGGUACAAGGGGCUGUGGAUCACAGUCGACACACCCGUGCUGGGGAAGCGAACAGCGGACCGCUUCUUACAGGCCGAAGAGGCGCUGGCCGUUGGACUCACAGAAGAGCCGACCGCGGAAUGGGAGACGGACAGCGCGCCAGAGAAAGACAAUGCAGCGGGCAGCGAUAAUGCGUUUGCGCCAGCAAUGGGUGGAAGGGUGGUCCGCGGCCAGCUCAGCCCGCACACAACGUGGGAGGAUCUAGAGUGGGUGCGCAAAGAGUGGGACGGGCCGAUUGUGCUGAAGGGCAUUCAGACUGCUGAUGAUGCGAAGCUCGCGCUCGAGUAUGGCUGCGAUGGCAUUCUGCUCAGCAACCACGGUGGGCGCCAGAUGCACACUGCGCCGAGCGCACUGAUGACUCUGCUGGAGAUACGAGCGUAUUGCCCUGAGGUAAUUGGCAAGCUGGAGAUUUUCCUGGACGGCGGGCUGCGCGACGGAAACGACGUGUUGAAGGCGCUAUGUCUCGGUGCGACCGCAGUCGGUGUCGGCAGGCCAUUCCUCUACGCACUCGCUGCGUACGGGACGAAAGGCGUCGAGCGAUGCGUUGAUGGUGAGUUUGACCAAACAUGCGCGGAUUUUCGAAGCUGACCGACCGCAGUGCUUGCCGAGGAGCUGCAGACGGGAAUGCGCUUGCUGGGCAUCACGUCCUUGGAUCAGUGCAGACCAGAGAUGGUCAACGCCAGCCGCUUGCUGAAUGAGAUGUGGCGGCCGGAGCAUCUCGUGCUGAAGAGUCGAUUGUGA
Ascochyta rabiei is the source of this 1578-nucleotide messenger RNA. RefSeq names its product L-lactate dehydrogenase (cytochrome). The transcript is spliced from 2 exons. Bases 1 to 1425 code for a protein of 474 amino acids. Gene Ontology annotation, molecular function: heme binding; oxidoreductase activity. NCBI's taxonomy places the organism in Eukaryota, Fungi, Ascomycota, Dothideomycetes, Pleosporales, Didymellaceae. The record is from RefSeq and is a predicted model, not a curated record.